AUGUCUUCUGGCGCUGCGAACCUCGAGUCGGGGGAGAUAGCCAAGGCUGGAGUCCCCGCCCUCGAGAAAGGGUACGUUGACGAGAAACAACCUCAGGAGUACGACAAGGAAGGAGCCCUUCACCCCUCUGACUCCGAGAUCUCGUCUGAUCUCCUGGUGGGGCCCAAUGGAGAACAGUACCCCAGCGAAGAGGAGUGGAAAACGCUGAGGCGCACACAAGGACAUGUCCCGUGGAUCAUAUACACCAUCGGCCUUGUCGAACUGUGCGAGAGAUUCGCCUACUACGGCACAAUCGUCGUGUUCAACAACUACAUCAACUGGCCGUUACCGCCCGGUUCGAAGACUGGAGAGGCCGGAACUGAUGGCCAGGCGGGUGCCUUGGGUUACGGAACGCAAGCGGCGACAGGACUGACUCUGUUCAACUCUUUUUGGUCAUACCUGAUGCCCAUGGUCGGCGGCUACUUGGCAGACACUUACUGGGGUCGAUACAAGACCAUCAACGUCGCCAUCGGAAUCGCCACCUUUGGACAUAUCAUCAUCUUGAUCUCGGCCAUCCCAGGGGUUAUUGAGCACUCGGACGUUGCCAUUGGCGUUUUCUGUCUCGGAUUGAUCUUCUUUGGCAUGGGUGUCGGCUUCUUCAAGUGCAAUAUCUCCCCGCUCGUCGCUGAACAGUAUGAAGACAAACAUCCAAGGGCUGUGGUAAUCACCGAGAAGAGUGGUGAAAGAGUCAUUCAUGACCCAGUCAUGACAAUCUCACGUAUCUAUGUACGGUACUACUUCAUGAUUAACGUUGGUGCUCUCGCAGGGCAGAUCAGUAUGGUUUACGCGGAGAAAUACGUUGGUUUUUGGCUCGCCUAUCUCCUACCGACCAUCCUGUUCCUCCUCACGCCUCUCAUCAUGAUCUGGUGCCGACACCGGUACGUAAGACGACCACCGACAGGCUCAGUCUUCUCCAAGAGCACGCAUCUGGUUAUUUUCGCCCUGAAACGCAAUGGGUCUUGGAACCCCAAGACGCUGAUCAGGCGAAUGCGCUCCGAUGAGUUCUGGAACAGCGUGAAGCCAAGCAACGUGGCCUCGAAACCAUCCUGGAUGACAUUCGAUGAUGCGUGGGUCGACGAGGUCCGCCGAGGCAUUUCAGCCUGUGCCGUCUUCACCUUCCUGCCCAUCUACUGGCUGUCGUACUCGCAGAUGACCAACAACCUGGUGACCCAGGCGGGAACCAUGAAACUGAACGGACUGCCCAACGACCUGGUGCAGAACCUUGACCCAAUUGCGCUGCUGAUCUUCAUCCCCAUCUGCGACAAGCUGGUCUACCCUGCGCUCCUGCGGGCGGGCAUCAAGUUCACCCCGAUCAAGAAGAUCACGGUGGGCUUCGGCAUAGGGGCUAUUUCGAUGAUGGUGGCCGCGAUCAUCCAGCAUUACAUUUAUGUCAAGUCUCCUUGCGGCAAUCACGCCACUGACGGCGACUGUAUCGCCGAGCUCGGGCCGCCGGAUAUGUCGGUCUGGAUCCAGACGCCGGCGUACGUGCUGAUUGCCCUCGCCGAGAUCUUCACGUCCAUCACGGGCCUAGAGUACGCUUUCACCAAGGCGCCCAAGAACAUGCGAUCCUUCAUCACCGGCAUCUUCUGGUUCACCAACGCCUUCUCCAGCGCUAUCGGUCAAGCUUUCGUCCCCUUGGCCAAAGACCCUCUGUUCAUCUGGCUGUACACUAUCAUCGCCUGUCUCAGCUUUGUCGCCAUGUUUCUGUUCUGGUAUACUUUCAAAGAGCUGGAUGCUGAAGAAGACGCUCUCAACGCCCUCCCGGAAAGUACCUACCAGGGGAGAAGGAGCAGUGUUGUCGACGUCGAGGCUUUGAGGCAGAGGCAGAUCGAACAAGACAGAAUUCGGAAAGCCCAGGGCCUUACAAUUGGAACCGGGAACUCUUCUCAGAAGUGA
Molecule: messenger RNA, 1935 nt
Organism: Capronia coronata CBS 617.96
Lineage: Eukaryota; Fungi; Ascomycota; Eurotiomycetes; Chaetothyriales; Herpotrichiellaceae
Product: POT family proton-dependent oligopeptide transporter
Exons: 5
Coding region: 1-1935 (644 amino acids)
Biological process (GO): transmembrane transport; oligopeptide transport
Cellular component (GO): membrane
Molecular function (GO): dipeptide transmembrane transporter activity
Source: RefSeq, a predicted model, not a curated record